GCAUUCUCCUGUGACUCUGCUCCAGUGAGGCCUUCCUGCUGACACUUCAGGAUCCAAAGCGCAGCUCCAUCGACCAGGUUCUUCCACUGGCAGCAGACCAGGCGGCACGCCAGCACCAAAUCCGCUGCAGUGCUGUAGCUGUUGGUGCCCUAGGGAUUUUUCCAUCGCCCUACUACCCGUCACAGAAGCUGGCAGUCUGUGAUGACAACCAUUUGCCACCUCCCGGAAGAUGUCCUGGUGGAGCUGCUUUCCCUGCUCCCAGCCCAGGAUCUGAUCUGCACCUGCAGGCUGGUCUGCAGGCAAUGGCGCUACGUGGUGGAUCUGACCACCCUAUGGAAGCGCAAGUGCCAGCGCGAGGGGUUUUAUAUCCAGAAUUUGGACAGAAGUAUCUCUGACUGGAAGACCUUCUAUAUGCUCUGUAGCUUGAAGAGAAACCUCAUCAAAAACCCCUGUGCUGAAGAGAAUUUUCGGCACUGGAAACUGGAUAAUAAUGAGGGAGAUAAAUGGAAGAUUGAGGAUCUGCCUGGAGCUCAUGGAACAAACAUACCAGACCCCAAAGUACAAAAAUACUUUGUCACUUCAUAUGGACCAUGCCUCAAGUCUCAACUCAUUACUCUGCGUAAAGAAGGAUACUGGAAUCAGCUGAUGGAUGAGAAACGGCCCGAAAUUGUAGUCAAGGACUGGUAUGCUGCCAGGUUUGACUGUGGAUGUCGCUAUGAACUUACAGUGAGGCUGCUUUCUGAAGACUACAUUGUCCUUGAGGAGUUCCACCCCGAGCCAGUGGUUAUAGAGCAGUGGAGUGAUGCAAUGUGGAGAGAGAUUUCUCACACCUUCCAGAAUUACCCAGCUGGAGUUCGUUACAUCUGGUUUCAGCACGGAGGCCAAGACACCCAGUUCUGGGCAGGAUGGUAUGGGAUCCGAGUGACAAACAGCAGCAUCACCAUUGGGCCCCUGACACAGUUAUGAAGGCACAAUAUAUAUAGUUGCUUUUUUACCUCAGGACUGUAACCAGGUGGUCUCAGGUGCAUUUAUUUGUCUGUACUCUCUGGGCGAGUGUCCUGGCUUUGUACUUGCACAGUUGAUCUCUGAUACAAGCAGCUAGUUCUCCUUGUUCACAGCAGAACUUGUGCAGGCCCAGCCCUUUGGAAGGACUUCUGUCUUCAUCCUUCAUCCUCCUGUGCUAUCGACGUCACUGCAAUUACUAGUGACCUUGCGCAGGAGGACUAGGACAAUGAAAUGUCGUCUCCUCUAGUUUACGUCCUUGUGCUACAGCCAAACGCUAGGUCUUAAAUAGAAACUAUUUCUUGUGUUUAUGGAACUUAUGAAAAAUAAGGUUAAAAUUUUUCAUUUCAGAUUAGCAAUGCUGUCCUCAAGGGCUCUGCUAUGGAGAGACAUGUUUUGUAUGGUAUUUCUGUGGUUUAGUUUAAUUAUGUAUCUUUCAUGUAUCUUUCACAUCAGACCUUUCAUAGCAUAAGGAAACUAUUAACCAACCCUUUUUCAUAAAUGCUGUGUCACUGGUA
Phalacrocorax carbo (great cormorant) is the source of this 1520-nucleotide messenger RNA. The record is from RefSeq and is a predicted model, not a curated record. Lineage: Eukaryota; Metazoa; Chordata; Aves; Suliformes; Phalacrocoracidae.